This is a messenger RNA of Carya illinoinensis, 510 nucleotides long. RefSeq names its product ethylene-responsive transcription factor 14-like. The record is from RefSeq and is a predicted model, not a curated record. The transcript has a single exon. Lineage: Eukaryota; Viridiplantae; Streptophyta; Magnoliopsida; Fagales; Juglandaceae. Gene Ontology annotation, biological process: regulation of DNA-templated transcription. Gene Ontology annotation, molecular function: DNA-binding transcription factor activity; DNA binding. Bases 1 to 510 code for a protein of 169 amino acids.
AUGCGAAUCUUUCGCCGUGUUCCCUAUGCUUCCCCUCCCCUCCAUCUGCAGAAUCGUUUUCGUGUUUCCUCUGCACUCCCUCCCUCUGCCAAAGAAUUUCCUCCCCCGUGUUCCCUCUGUGCUCUCCCUCCCUUUGCCAUAUCUCUCUCUCUCGCUCUCUCUCGUCGACAUCCCUCAAGAAAAGCCCUAGAUCUAAGAAAUCUCCCUCGAACGAGGGUCUGGCUGGAGACGUACGACACCGCCAAAGAGGCAGCUAUGGUUUACGACAGGGAGGCCAUUUGCCUUAGGGGCCCCGACGCUCUCAUCAAUUUUGUAAAGCCUUUGCUUUUCAUCACCUCCAUGCCUUAUGGCCCACCAUCACAACCAGAGGCUAAUACUGAGAGUCACUCAACAAGUAGCACUGCUUCGGUAAGCUCUACUCAACGACAAGAUAUCGAUGUUGUAGGGGUUUCCGAUUACGAUUCUGGGAAAGAAUCUCACAGUCCCUAUUCUCCAACUUCUGUUCUCUGA